Messenger RNA from Dictyostelium purpureum, 831 nucleotides. RefSeq lists its product as uncharacterized. The transcript is spliced from 3 exons. The record is from RefSeq and is a predicted model, not a curated record. NCBI's taxonomy places the organism in Eukaryota, Evosea, Eumycetozoa, Dictyosteliales, Dictyosteliaceae. Bases 1 to 831 code for a protein of 276 amino acids.
AUGUCAAUUUCUUGGGAAGCAUAUAAUCAAGCAUUAGGUCGUCAAGCUGAAUGGCGUCCAAACCAACCACAACAACCUCAACAACCUCAACAACCUCAACCACAGCAACCACAAGUAAAUUAUAAUCAAUAUAAUCAACAGGCAGUUAGUUAUAACCAAUAUGGACAACCAGUUUAUGGCCAACCAAACCAAGCAUGGGGAUCCGCACCACAACAACAAACUAAUUACUAUAACCAACAACAACAGAUUAAUAUUGUACCAAGAAGUGCUAGUUUUUCUAAUGCUACAUAUGACCAAGUAAAUGGUACUGCUACUGUAACUGGUGAUAUUUCUUUUCCAUCAGGAAUGGGUGAAGCUAAUAAUAUCAAAAUUCAUUUUGAAUCAGUCGGUGAUUAUAUUGCAGAGUUUGUUUUGGUUACACCUCACGAAGAAAAACCACAUUCUCUCGAAAUUAUCUAUAAAGAUGGCCCAAAUGGUCAACUUAAUCAUCAAAGUGUUAUAUGUGGUAGUAAUCGUUCUAGAAAUGAGUUUUGGGGUAGAGACUCACAAAAUGGACAAGUUAAAUACGAUAGAAUUCAAUUGGUUGAACCUUUCCCAGGUCGUACUAUUAUUGAAGCUAUCAAUUUUAGAAAAGUACCAAGCGGUAGUAUUUUCCCAAAUGACCCAUCACAUAUUGUAGGUAAAUUUGCUAAUGUUGAAUGGGAAAAGGUUAAAGGAAAAAGAAUGGUAGCUGUAUGGAGUUCUGAUAAUCCACAAUACUUUAAUGAACACUCCUACACCAUGGACAACCUUUUACCAUACGGAGGCGCCGAAAAUCCAGGAAGAUUUUAA